This is a messenger RNA of Nilaparvata lugens (brown planthopper), 3055 nucleotides long. It is a transcript of the gene Sptr, whose product is annotated as sepiapterin reductase. Lineage: Eukaryota; Metazoa; Arthropoda; Insecta; Hemiptera; Delphacidae. Gene Ontology annotation, molecular function: sepiapterin reductase (NADP+) activity. Gene Ontology annotation, biological process: tetrahydrobiopterin biosynthetic process. The record is from RefSeq and is a predicted model, not a curated record. The transcript is spliced from 6 exons. The coding region runs from base 626 to 1420 and encodes 264 amino acids.
UUAAUCGACUAACCUCAAAAUAAAAACAAGUUCAACAAAAGUUCACAGCCAAGGUUUUACGAUUGGAUAGCAGGCUAUACCUUGGUAAUGUGAUAUAGGUAUAAAAUUCUCUCUUCUUCACUCCUUUCUUGAGAGAAACCAAAAGCUGAAAACUAGUUCCAUGGCUGAUAAAGAUCCUUGGCUUGUUGAGAGUGUUCAGGUUGACACUACGACAGAUGUUACCUCCAACAAAAAGUCUGGCUUUGAAGACAAUUUUAUUAUUGAAAGAGAUAAAUUACCAGACUCCGAUCAGUAUUUGGCAUCACUUGAAUCCAAAUUGAAGAAGUUGAAGUCUUCAAACAGCAAAAAAGCAGGGAAAGACCUGCUGUCAUCGUUGGAAGACACUAAGGAAUCUUGCAUGUACCGUCUGAUCAGUGGCGAAGUGGGAAAUCUGACAGACAAAGACAUUGAUUUGGACGCGCCCAUAGAUUUGAACAGCACUGCCGCUUGGCUGAAGUCUCACGUGAACCCCGAGCAAGCGCUGACUGUCGGAGAACUCGUUGAACUUAUAAAAGCCGAUUAUCUAGCCGAACAAGCGGGUUCAUCUGAAAAUAUCACCGAAGAAAAGACAACAUAAAUCAACAUAAUGCCUGGCGAAGACAGAACAUUUUGGGGCCAGCAGACUUUUUGCAUAGUUACCGGAGCCAGUCAGGGUAUAGGUCGCAGUUUUGCAGUUGAAUUCGCGAGGAAUUUCGCCAAAAACUCAGUUAUUGUCCUUCUGGCGAGGUCGUUCAGAGGCUUGCAGGCCACCAAUGAUCUCAUAGCUGCUGCCAAUCCCGAUGUCAAAGUCAUUUUGCAUGUGAUGGAUCUGUACUCGCCGAAUCCGUCGGAAUUCAACAAGAUAAUCGCCGAGGCGGCCAGUGAUGUGAGUCAGUUCAAACUGGCAGUAGUGGUCCAUAAUGCCGGCUCAUUGGGCAACUGCAGUCAACUCACGUCAGAAAUGAACGACCUUGCUGAAUGGAAUCGAUUCAUGUCGUUGAACCUGUACUCAGUUACUGCGUUGACAGCAGAGUUCUUGAAGAUCUUCAACUUGGGUCAACGGUGCUUGGUGAAUAUCACUUCUCUGUGUGCCAUCCAACCGGUGCGAAGCCUUGGCUACUACUGCAUUGGCAAGGCCAGUCGCGAAAUGUAUUUCAAAACUUUGGCCGAAGAGGAUCCGUCGCUCGAUAUUCUCAACUAUUCGCCAGGUCCAGUAAAUACGGGAAUGAUCACAGAUCUGAUACAAAGCGUGAAAUCUGAUGACACGAAGAACAUGUUCGAGAGCAUGAAAAGUAAUGGAACGUUGGUUAGUCUGCCGGAAACUACAGCCAAGGCUAUUGAGGUUCUCAAAAAGGGCAAAUACAAGUCUGGUGGACGAGUCGACUAUUUCGACGAUAUCUAAAGUGCAGGACUUCUGGUUCAGUGGAAAAUAGUUUUACAAAUUUAUUUCGACAAUAUCUAGAGUGCAGGACAAUUAUUAAUCCAGUGAAAAAUGGUUUUACAAAUUUAUUUUCACAAUAUCUAGAGUGCAGGACAUCUAUUUCAGUUAAAAAUAGUUUAAAAUUUUUUUUCGAAAAUAUCUAGAGUGGAGGACAUCAGUUUCAGUGUAAAAUAGCUCUAAAAAUGUACUCAACAAUUAUUGGAAAGUUGAUAGAUCAUACCCAUGAGGAGAGGUGGUAGGAGAAGAAGAAACACCCCUACAAGUUUUUGAACUACAGGAGUUUAUUAUAUUAGAACAGAACACAAAAUUGGUGCGCAUCAGACUAUUGAAUUCUGUAUUUUAAAAACACUGUUUUAUUUGUCAAAUCCAAUUUUAUUAAUCUAAAAAUAAUUAUAGGACUACAGUUUCGUGUUGAAACCAACUCAUCUUUAGCCGUAGCAAUGUAUCUUCUGAAUUUUAUAUAAUGCAUCUUCUUAGUACGGUAAUUAGAUUGAUUGAUUAGAUAAAAGUGAAUUUGUCAACUAAAACAGUGUUUCUCAAUAAUUUUGGGGAAGUUCCAAAACAUCAAUAUCACAUAUUAUAAACACAUUUUAUAAAUGUUGUAUUCAGUUUUAAAGAGUUGAAAUCAAUGGUUGAAUUGAUUUUAGUUUUGUGAUAAGCUCAAUAAUUUUAUGUACGUACAAGGAAAUAAUUGGCCGAUAUACGGUAAAGAUUUUUUUUAAACAAUUAUUCUGUUGAAGUUGCUUUCCAUGACGAAACACUAUAUAAUAAAAAAACAAACACUAUAUAUAAAGUUAAUUAUUUUGUUCUUAUAAAUAAUAUUCCAUCAGUCGUUCAAGUUCCUUUAGUUAUCAUUAGUAGAUUAUUCAGUGCCAUGUUUUAAACGUAAAUAAUUAGCUCUCAAUCCUCUUUCACAAGCUUGAAUUUUAUGUAUUUAGUAAUUUUUCAGAGUAGCCAUUUAUAUUUUCAACUACAACUAUCAUGCAUCUUUUGCCUUAUUGUCUCGAAUUUAACACUUUUAUAUAUUUUAUUCACAAUCAUUACUGGUACCUCCACUUAUUCCUGUUUAGAUUUAUAUUUUUUAUUGAACAACCUUAUUACUUUUUUAAAUGCAAUCAUAUACAAAUUUUCAUUUCAAAUACAAGAAUGAUAUCAAAUUUAUAUUAUUAGCCCUUAUCAACCAAUUUUAUUUAGAUUAUUCAUACUUAUUUAGCUAUCAAAUUUAUGAUUUUUUACAUCUCUAUUGAGAAUAUGAGUAAAUUUCAAUCGGUAAUAAUUAGAUUGUAUCUCUUAACAAAUAUGUAAAGUGUUGGUUUAUAGCUGAGGAUAAAAACGUAGGAAUUUUACUAUCAAUAUUGGUUUUCUUUCAAUUAUUGUGAGUGGACUAUUUCCACAAAUUCUAUAAUCUACAUUCCAUUUAGUGCAAUGAAAUAUUAAUUAUUUGAUUAUUAUAUGAUUAGUUAUUUCUUAUUAUAUUCAAUGUUUAUUCUGCACGUGAUAAGAUGAUGUGUUCUUUUAUUAUUAUAUUUCAUGAUAAAUUUAUAUAUUUAUAGCUAUUGAAUUGAAUGUAUGAAGUAAAUGGAGUUUUGAUAUAAA